AGCUGCGGAGCGAGCGCUGUGUGCGCCGCCGCCGCUGCCGCAGCUGGUCCCGGCCCCGCCGCCCUGUCAGUCCGCUCGUCCGCCCGGCUCGGCCCGCAGGACGCCGGGGGGGCAGAGACGAAGCCCAGGCCGCAGCCGCAUGAAGGAGUGCGAGUACCAGCAGAUCCGCCCCGGGGCCGCCCCGCCGCCGCCGCCCAGCGCCCCCCAGUCCGGCUCCGGGCCGCCCCCGACGCCCCGCAGGCUGAGCUCGGGCCCUGACUCCGCCGCCUUCGCCUCAUCUGCCGCCUCCGUCCGGCCCUGCCGCAAAUGGGAGGUGUUCCCGGGCCGCAACCGCUUCUACUGCGGCGGCCGCCUUAUGCUGGCCGGGCAUGGCAGCGUCUUCGCGCUCACCGUCGUCCUCAUCGUCACCACCACGACGCUCUUCUUCAUCUUCGACUGUCCUUUUCUGGCCCGCCACCUGACUCUGGCCAUCCCCAUCAUCGGGAGCAUGCUCUUCUUCUUCGUCAUGAGCUGCCUGCUGCAGACAAGUUUCACUGAUCCUGGGAUCCUGCCCCGAGCUACUCCCAACGAGGCAGCCGCCCUGGAGAAACAGAUCGACAGUACUGGCAAUUCUACCUACAGACCUCCCCCAAGGACCAAGGAGGUGAUGAUCAAUGGGCAGAUGGUGAAAUUAAAAUACUGCUUCACCUGCAAGAUGUUUCGACCUCCCCGGACCUCACACUGCAGUGUAUGUGACAACUGUGUGGAGCGGUUCGAUCACCACUGUCCUUGGGUGGGCAACUGUGUAGGCAAACGGAAUUACCGCUUCUUCUAUGCCUUCAUCCUCUCCCUCUCCUUCCUGACCUCCUUCAUCUUUGCCUGUGUCAUCACCCACCUGACUCUGCGUUCUCAGGGAGGCACCUUCCUUGACACUCUGAAGGAGACACCGGCGAGUGUGCUAGAGCUGGUGAUUUGCUUCUUCUCCAUCUGGUCCAUCUUGGGCCUCUCAGGGUUUCAUACUUACCUCGUCGCCUCCAACCUAACAACCAACGAAGACAUCAAAGGCUCGUGGUCCAAUAAGAAAAACAUGGAGGCUUCCACCAACCCCUACAGCCAUAAAAGUGUCGCUGCCAACUGCUGUGCUGUGCUCUGUGGGCCUCUGCCCCCGAGCUUGAUUGACCGGAGGGGAUUUGUGCAACCUGACACUCAGUUGCCCUCUCCCACCAAGAAUGAGGACCCCACCUGUGGAGCCAAGCCAGACGGCAGCAUGGACCGACCUCCAGGCUGUGCUACCUCCUAGUGCGGGUGAAUCACACACAGCUGCGCAUGCACACGGACACACGCUGGCAAUACUUGAAACGGGUCGUACUGAAGCUGCUGGGCAUUUUGCACAAUUUUAUAGAACUCUUUUCUACAUAGAAUUUUUAAAAGGAAAAAAACCCUCAGCCCCGUUGUUUCUCUAGUACUGGGUGGUGUUGGCAAGAGGCAGGCUGGUUUUGUGAUUUUGUUACGAGGGACCUUAUGGUUUGUUGUAAGUGUGUCUGUCUGGCUCAGUGUGUGUGUAUGUUUUCACUCGCGCCCGCCUGGCUGAUAGGUUGGCCGGCUCCCACUCCCCCACGUGGCCUGCGUUUCUGGCUUUUUUUAUUGCCGCCCCACCUGUGGGGAUCUGAGCCUAGCAGAAGCAGGCAGGGGAGUGAGAAUGAGAGAGACAGAGUGAGUGAGUGUGUGUGUGUGUGUGUGUGUGUGUGUGUAUGUGUGUGUGUGUAUACAUGCUGGUUGUGAAUGGCAACUUGGAGUUCCCAGAGGGGCCAAGUCCUCCUUCUGGGUGUCCUCCCACACUCUUUUCUCACCUCCCGCUCUCCCCCUCCCAACCACGGACUUUGAUGUCAGAAGCCUGGUGGCUGGGUGACGCCAGGGCCCCCCUCCCUUCCCCAAGCUGGGCUUCCGGCCUGAAAUCUGCCCCGACAGGCCAAAGUGUAUUGGGGUGGGGUUAUGGGAGUAUCAGGAGAUUUGAGCAGUCCCUGCAGCCUGUGUCCCCUCCCAGGAAGGAAGAGCAUCUGAGGCUGGAGCCGGUUGGCAACUCCGCCGACUGUUGCCCCUCAGUCUGUGAUUUGGGGGACAGAGGCCCCUGGAGGGAAGGAUCGAGCCUAGGCUUAGCCAAGGGGAGAUCGAGCCCCUGGGCUAGAGUUCAGCCUAAUUUAUCCCCUCUCCCAAAUGCCUCAAGCCUUAGCCCCUCUUAGGAGCAGAUGAGAAGCCCGGGACUGCCCCGGGUCCUCCGGCCAGCCCCCAUGGCCCUUAACUGUGAUAUUCCCAGACACUACUGAGAGGAGCGAAGUGGUUGGAACACUCCCAUUAAGGUCCCCUCCAGGCUGAGGGGCAAAGGGCCGGAGAGCCGGUCCGUCUAGAAGUAGCAGUCGUCCAGGGACCUCUCAGAGGGCCCGAGCUGAGGAAAGCAGGGGGAGCUGGCUUGGGGGGAGGGGGGAGCCCAUUUGCCUUUCACUGGAGCCAGUGUUCUUUGUUCCUGCCUGUAAUAAAAUUUUUAUUUUUAAGAGUU
Messenger RNA from Antechinus flavipes (yellow-footed antechinus), 2533 nucleotides. It is a transcript of the gene ZDHHC18, whose product is annotated as zinc finger DHHC-type palmitoyltransferase 18. Gene Ontology annotation, cellular component: Golgi apparatus; endoplasmic reticulum. Gene Ontology annotation, biological process: peptidyl-L-cysteine S-palmitoylation; protein targeting to membrane. Lineage: Eukaryota; Metazoa; Chordata; Mammalia; Dasyuromorphia; Dasyuridae. The transcript has 9 exons. Bases 140 to 1279 code for a protein of 379 amino acids. The record is from RefSeq and is a predicted model, not a curated record. Gene Ontology annotation, molecular function: protein-cysteine S-palmitoyltransferase activity.